AUGUGCGACGAAGACGAGACCACCGCCCUUGUGUGUGACAAUGGCUCCGGCCUGGUGAAAGCCGGCUUCGCUGGUGACGAUGCCCCUAGGGCCGUGUUCCCAUCCAUCGUGGGCCGCCCCCGCCACCAGGGCGUCAUGGUGGGUAUGGGUCAGAAAGACUCCUACGUGGGCGACGAGGCUCAGAGCAAGAGAGGUAUCCUGACCCUGAAGUACCCCAUCGAGCACGGCAUCAUCACCAACUGGGACGACAUGGAGAAGAUCUGGCACCACACCUUCUACAACGAGCUGCGCGUGGCCCCCGAGGAGCACCCCACCCUGCUCACCGAGGCCCCCCUCAACCCCAAGGCCAACCGCGAGAAGAUGACCCAGAUCAUGUUUGAGACCUUCAACGUGCCCGCCAUGUACGUGGCCAUCCAGGCUGUGCUGUCCCUGUAUGCCUCCGGCCGUACCACCGGCAUCGUGCUGGACUCUGGUGACGGCGUCACCCACAAUGUGCCCAUCUAUGAGGGCUACGCGCUGCCACACGCCAUCAUGCGUCUGGACCUGGCCGGCCGCGACCUCACCGACUACCUGAUGAAGAUCCUCACCGAGCGGGGCUACUCCUUCGUGACCACAGCUGAGCGUGAGAUCGUGCGCGACAUCAAGGAGAAGCUGUGCUACGUGGCCCUGGACUUUGAGAACGAGAUGGCCACGGCCGCCUCCUCCUCCUCCCUGGAGAAGAGCUACGAGCUGCCCGAUGGGCAGGUGAUCACCAUUGGCAACGAGCGCUUCCGCUGCCCCGAGACGCUCUUCCAGCCCUCCUUCAUUGGCAUGGAAUCUGCGGGCAUCCAUGAGACCACCUACAACAGCAUCAUGAAGUGCGACAUCGACAUCAGGAAGGACCUGUACGCCAACAACGUCAUGUCAGGGGGCACCACCAUGUACCCUGGGAUUGCUGACCGCAUGCAGAAGGAGAUCACCGCGCUGGCCCCCAGCACCAUGAAGAUCAAGAUCAUCGCCCCGCCCGAGCGCAAGUACUCGGUGUGGAUCGGCGGCUCCAUCCUGGCGUCGCUGUCCACGUUCCAGCAGAUGUGGAUCACCAAGCAGGAGUACGACGAGGCCGGCCCGUCCAUCGUGCACCGCAAGUGCUUCUAGAGCCGCCCCCGGGCCGUGCACAGGCGCUGCCGGCACAGCUCGCGUGCUCGUGCCUCAGCAGAGCCCCGUGGAGGGGAGCGGGAGGGCACGGCAGCAUUAAAGUCAUCGUGCUGCGAG
This is a messenger RNA of Galeopterus variegatus (Sunda flying lemur), 1251 nucleotides long. It is a transcript of the gene ACTA1, whose product is annotated as actin, alpha 1, skeletal muscle. Gene Ontology annotation, cellular component: stress fiber; actin filament; striated muscle thin filament. Bases 1 to 1134 code for a protein of 377 amino acids. The transcript is spliced from 6 exons. NCBI's taxonomy places the organism in Eukaryota, Metazoa, Chordata, Mammalia, Dermoptera, Cynocephalidae. Gene Ontology annotation, biological process: skeletal muscle thin filament assembly. The record is from RefSeq and is a predicted model, not a curated record.